Colletes gigas is the source of this 1540-nucleotide messenger RNA. RefSeq names its product flotillin-2 (gene Flo2). The transcript is spliced from 8 exons. Bases 200 to 1474 code for a protein of 424 amino acids. Gene Ontology annotation, cellular component: plasma membrane. Gene Ontology annotation, biological process: protein localization to plasma membrane; regulation of myoblast differentiation. The record is from RefSeq and is a predicted model, not a curated record. NCBI's taxonomy places the organism in Eukaryota, Metazoa, Arthropoda, Insecta, Hymenoptera, Colletidae.
GUAACAUCGUAACCUUACGACGCGCGACAGAUACGGGUUAUUAUAUGUUAUUAAUGAUUUACCGGGGUUUUUGAACUAAUCCGUAUCUUAUCACUGCCAUUUUAUUGUACAGAUUAGUGUUAGUGGUGAUCGUGCUUGUGUUGGUGUUUGCUUUGACCGGUUUGUUGUUACAUCUACGUUAACAGGAGUUAAUCUGACAAUGGGAAACGUUCACACCUGUGGCCCAAACGAAGCUCUCGUUGUAUCAGGGGGAUGCUGCGGACCUAUGAAGAAGAGGACCAUCGUCGGAGGCUACACCUUCACGUGGUGGUUCGUAACCGACGUUCAACGAUUGUCUUUGGAGGUGAUGACGCUGAAUCCCGUCUGUGAGAACGUGGAGACAGCCUUGGGGGUGCCCUUAACCGUCACCGGGGUCGCACAAUGCAAGAUCAUGAAGGCUGACGAAUUAUUGCACACUGCCAGCGAACAGUUUCUCGGGAAGAGCGUGCACGAAAUCAAAUCGACGAUCCUCUCUACCCUGGAGGGUCAUCUUCGUGCAAUAUUAGGCACGCUCUCGGUGGAGGAGAUUUACAAGGAUCGAGAUCAGUUCGCCACGCUCGUAAGGGAGGUCGCUGCCCCGGACGUCGGUCGCAUGGGCAUCGAGAUCCUGUCUUUCACGAUAAAGGAUAUCUACGACGAAGUUCAAUACUUGGCGUCGCUUGGCAAGGCUCAGACCGCCGCAGUUAAACGGGACGCCGACAUCGGCGUCGCCGAGGCGAACCGCGACGCUGGCAUUCGGGAAGCGGAAUGCGAGAAAGCGGCGAUGGACAUAAAGUACAACACCGACACAAAGAUCAAAGACAACGCGAGACUCUUCCAGCUACAAAAAGCACACUUCGAUCAGGAAGUCAACACCGCGAAAGCCGAGGCUCAGCUGGCCUACGAACUCCAAGCAGCCAAGAUAAGGCAACGGAUACGAAACGAGGAGAUUCAGAUAGAAGUCGUGGAGAGGCGCAAACAGAUCGAAGUGGAGGAACAGGAAGUCCGUCGAAAGGAACACGAGCUCCAGAGCACCGUGCGGCUGCCAGCCGAGGCCGAACACUAUAAAAUUGGCAGAGUGGCCGAAGGAAAAAUGACGCAAACGAUGAACGCGGCUGCGGCCGAGGCCGAGAAAAUUCGAUUGAUCGGAGAAGCGGAGGCUCAGGCUCUGGAGGCGAUAGGUGUAUCGGAAGCGGAGCGUAUGCGGAUGAAAGCCGUUGUGUACAAGAAAUACGGCGAGGCGGCCAUUCUGCAGAUCGCUUUGAACGCACUGCCAAAGAUCGCAGCGGAGGUUGCAGCACCGUUGGCCAGAACGGAGGAGAUCGUAAUUCUCGGUGGAAGCGACGCGAUCAGCGGGGACAUUACCCGCCUUGUGGGGCAAGUACCUCCAGCUGUACAAGCACUGACCGGUGUAGAUAUUUCAAAAGUGUUAGGGAAAAUACCAGGGGCGAAGUAAUGUCGAACGGAGCAACGGACAGAACGGCCAGGCGAUCGGAACAGCUGAAAGAAUGGAGCAAAAGAA